Messenger RNA from Acanthaster planci (crown-of-thorns starfish), 2520 nucleotides. RefSeq names its product GTP binding protein 4 (gene gtpbp4). Gene Ontology annotation, molecular function: GTP binding. The record is from RefSeq and is a predicted model, not a curated record. Lineage: Eukaryota; Metazoa; Echinodermata; Asteroidea; Valvatida; Acanthasteridae.
CAGGAUCUUGUGUAUCCAACGUAGCACUUGCGCACUUUAGUACAUGUACAUGUACCCGUACAUACUGUAUGUGUCUGUAACUAUCGGUACCCCCUUGCUACACAUACAAGAAUCUUGGCAAGAUGUCGAUGUAUAAUUUCAAGAAGAUAACUGUCGUACCAACAGCAAAGGAUUUCAUUGACAUUGUGCUGUCUAAGACACAGCGCAAGACACCGACAGUCAUCCACAAGCACUACAAGAUCAGCCGCAUCCGUCAGUUCUACAUGCGCAAGGUCAAGUACACGCAGCAGAAUUACCACGACAAACUCAGCCAAAUCAUCACUGAUUUCCCCAAACUGGAGGAUGUCCAUCCGUUUUAUGCAGAUUUGAUGAAUGUGCUUUAUGACAAAGAUCAUUACAAGUUGGCCCUGGGUCAGAUCAACACAGCAAGACAUCUAAUUGAUAACGUUGCCAGAGACUAUGUCCGGCUCUUGAAGUACGGCGACACGCUGUACCGCUGUAAACAGUUGAAGCGGGCGGCCAUGGGCCGGAUGUGCACCAUCAUGAAACGCCAGAACCAGAGCUUGCAGUACCUGGAGCAGGUCCGACAGCACUUAUCCCGUCUACCGUCCAUCGACCCUAACACUCGUACCUUGCUCCUGUGUGGCUUCCCGAAUGUUGGCAAAUCCAGCUUCAUGAACAAGGUGACCAGGGCCGAUGUGGAAGUGGAGCCCUAUGCCUUCACCACCAAGUCCCUGUACGUGGGCCACAUGGAUUACCGCUACCUGCGUUGGCAGGUGGUGGACACCCCUGGAAUUCUUGACCACCCGUUGGAGGACAGAAACACCAUUGAGAUGCAGGCCAUCACGGCACUUGCCCACCUACGUGCAGCCGUAUUGUAUGUCCUGGAUGUGUCGGAGCAGUGUGGCCACUCCGUGGAAGAGCAGGUGGAGUUGUUUGAGAGUAUACGGCCUCUUUUCUCCAAUAAGCCACUGGUUGUUUGUGCUAACAAGACUGACAUUGUCACAAUUGACGAACUGGCUCCAGAGAAGAAGGCCAUGCUGGAGAAGUUCCAGGAGGAAGGGAUUCCUCUGAUUGGCAUGAGUGCCGUCACAGAGGAAGGGGUCAUGGAGGUUAAGACAGAGGCUUGCGACCGCCUCCUGGCUCAGAGAGUGGACAUGAAGAUGAAGGGCAAGAAGGUCAGCGAAGUCCUGAAUCGUCUCCGAGUUGCCAUGCCAGCGCAGAGAGACACAAAGCCGAGGCCUCCUUGCGUACCAGCGGCCGUGGCCAAUCGCGCCAGCAAGCAGGCCAUGGACGUGGACAAGCCCAAGCGCAAGACCUACCGUGACUACGAGCUGGAGGCGGGCGACGACUACAUUCUGGACCUCCAGAAGGAGUGGGACGUGGCGGAGGACGAGAGGGAUGACAUCAUCCCCGAGAUCUGGAUGGGUCACAACAUCGCCGACUACGUGGACCCGGAGAUUGAGGCCAAGCUGGAAGAGCUGGAGCGAGAGGAGGAGAUGAGGGAACAGGCGGGCAUGUACGAUGAAGACAUGUCGUCGGAUGAUGAAGAAAUGAAGGAAAUAAGAGCCACAGCAAAGAAGAUUCGUGACAAGAAAAUCCUGAUCAUGAAUGCAUCCAAGGAAAAACGUCGCAUCAACAAGCCCCACAUGCCUCGAUCAUCCCAGCCGGUGAAGAGGAAACGCUUUGAGGAGCAGAUGGCAGAGUUUGGUGUGGAGCCGACGGAAGGGGGACAUUACACCCGAACACGAUCUCGCAGCAAGACUCCGGUGGCACCGAAGAAGCAGCGGACGGACUCACGAGGCCGGUCUGUCAGCAGUAUGCGCACGCCAAGGGAUCUGUCUGGAGUUCGGGACCAGACGCAACAAGCCAAGGUUGAGAAGAUGAGGAAAGUGGUGCAACGCAAGAGCAACAUGCAGGCCAAGAAGGGCGAAGCGGACCGCCGGAUCCCCAGCAAGAUGCCCAAGCAUCUCUUUGCCGGCAAGCGGAAGAUGGGCAAGACAGCCAGGCGCUGAGGUCGCGCCGCACUGUGGGAAUUUAUUUAUGUUUUCCCCUCUGGCAUUUUCUUUUCUUGUCACUGGCGUGCCAGUGAAUUCAUUCUCGACUCAGACACCUGUUCUGGUGGUAUCGUGGAAAGGGGAGAUUGUUGAUGUUGUGGUACAAAGUGUCCGUCUGGAGACAUCAUACAAGACUGUGGAUUAUAAUGAAUGUUGGGUUCCAACCAAGCAGAAGUUAACUUCAUGCAGUAAAUAUAUUUAUGACAUUGUUACCUGCCUUGUAGUUUUUAGUGAAGUCCCUAGAUAAGCUUAACCUCCUGAGCUUCUCUUAAUGAAUUGGCAUUGCUGUAUGCCCAUAAUUUUAGUGUUUUAGUAAUUCCAUUUGAGAAAUAUUUAACCCUCAAAGAUCCAGGUUAUUUUGGCCCCUCUCACAACCAGGUGGGGGUGGAUUCCACUCCCCCCCCCCGAACUCAGCUGUCCCCACUUGAUUGUUUUGAAACUUGGUUUGUGAAGUUUAAAAUCA